AUGUGGAACUUGUAUAUCAAAAACCAACUAAUGAAGAGGCUCAGACUUCUAGAGGGUACCAGAUUACCCAAAACAACCUCCUCUACCUUUCGAAUACCAUCAAUCUAUCUUAUUCUGUCCCUCUUCAAACACUACCUGCAAUCAUUCAACAUGGGCAAAUCACACAAGUACAAUGAUCGCGACCAUGCUGGCCUUGCCGAUGGUACCGCUCUUCCACAAGAGCAUUUGCCUCGUUAUUUCGCAAAGUCAGGUCAUAUUGAUGCCGAUCCAAAGAAAGCCAAGAAGAACGGUGCUGGAAAGGGCGGAUGGGGUGUGAAUGGUGAAGAAGUCCAAGAUGAGGGUUUCAAUAUGGCCAAUGCUCGUCGUCGUUCCAACAGUAGCUCUUAUACUGCCGGUCUCAAAGACUUCAAGACCAAAUUCGAACAGAUUGAAACCGAGCCAGUUUUCGAGGAAAACAUCCAUGGUGCCUUGAUGGAAGAACUUCCAGAGACUACUCGUUCCAACACAAACAGUUCAGAGAGUAGCAGUGUUGAUGAGGAUGUCAAGACCAAGUAAAGUAAUAUUUGGAUCUUGAUGGGCUGGAUAUGGCAUGAACUUAUUACAUAAAUGUCAUCUGUAUGAGGACUUGAUGAUGUUUAAUUGUCG
Molecule: messenger RNA, 645 nt
Organism: Botrytis fragariae
Lineage: Eukaryota; Fungi; Ascomycota; Leotiomycetes; Helotiales; Sclerotiniaceae
Product: putative stf2-like protein
Exons: 4
Coding region: 1-555 (184 amino acids)
Source: RefSeq, a predicted model, not a curated record